This is a messenger RNA of Colius striatus (speckled mousebird), 5988 nucleotides long. It is a transcript of the gene MTMR9, whose product is annotated as myotubularin related protein 9. The record is from RefSeq and is a predicted model, not a curated record. NCBI's taxonomy places the organism in Eukaryota, Metazoa, Chordata, Aves, Coliiformes, Coliidae. Bases 627 to 2279 code for a protein of 550 amino acids. The transcript is spliced from 10 exons. Gene Ontology annotation, biological process: negative regulation of autophagy.
UCACGCGAGCGGCCCCACAUCCGGGAGCGGGGCCCGGGAGCUUCCGGUUGGUGCCGUUCCGCCGGGCGGCUCUCGGCAGCGGCGGGGCCUGGCGGUCCCGAGGCCGUUGCCCCCUCGCCCCUCCUUCCCCGCCCCGGGGCUGCCCCCCUUCCCCCCCCGGCUCAACCAGUGCUCACCUGCCCAUCUCCGCCAGCCCCCCACGCUACCUUGCACAUCCUUUUGUCAAGCACCGAGCGUCUCCCCUGGCCGCCCGCCGGGACCCCCUCGGUUGGGCACCGAGGGUCCCCCUGGGAACGAGGGUCCCGCGAGGGCAUCGGCCCGCUCUGAGCGGGGUUUGCGGGUUUAUCUCGUGCUCCUCACUUCUCCCCGCAUCCUCCUUCCACCUCCCCCCCUCCCAGCCUCACUCAGGAUCGACUAGUUUUCUCCAGCGGGCCAGGAGUGGGGCUCGCCCCGUGGGUUGCGCAUCCUGCGGUGCUUCCACCGCUGGUAGGCCGGCCGCCAGUUCUCCAUCCCGCCCCGACCGGUGCUGCUGAAGUUCCCCGUGUUUCCCCAGCAAGUUGUUGUAGCAAAGGCCCCCUACAACCCCACCCCUUCCCGCCCCGCGCCCUUUCACUUGGCCAGCGAGCAUGGAGUUUGCCGAGCUGAUCAAGACCCCUCGAGCAGACAACGUCGUCCUGCACCGCCCUUUCUACCUGCCUGUGGAGGGAACUCUGUGUUUGACUGGCCACCAUCUCAUUUUUUCUUCACGGCGUCAAGAUAACGCUGAGGAGCUGUGGCUGCUGCACUCCAACAUCGAUUCUAUUGAAAAGAGGUUUGUGGGCUCGUUGGGUACCAUCGUUAUCAAAUGCAAAGACCUGCGCAUUAUUCAGCUGGAUAUACCUGGAAUGGAGGAGUGUUUGAACAUUGCUAGCUCUAUUGAGGCACUUUCCACACUGGACUCUGUCACACUCAUGUAUCCCUUCUUCUACCGACCCAUGUUUGAGAUUAUUGAGGAUGGCUGGCGCUCUUUUCUGCCCGACCAAGAAUUUGAGCUCCUCAGUUCAGUGACAGAUGAUUGGCGUCUCAGCUGCAUCAAUAAGGAAUUCUCUGUCUGCCCCUCCUACCCUCCUGUUGUCAUUGUCCCCAAAUCAAUUGAUGACGAAGCGCUUCGGAAAGUUGCUCUGUUUCGCCAUGGCAGCCGCUUCCCGGUCCUCAGCUAUUAUCACAAGAAGAAUGGGAUGGUCAUGAUGAGAAGUAGCCAGCCUCUUACAGGUACGAAUGGGAGACGGUGUAAAGAAGAUGAGAAGCUCAUUAAUGCCACACUACGGCCUGGCAAGCGCGGCUACAUCAUUGAUACAAGGUCCUUGAAUGUUGCCCAGCAGGCCAGGGCCAAAGGAGGGGGUUUUGAACAAGAAGCACACUAUCCCCAGUGGAGGAGAAUUCACAAAUGUAUCGAGAGGUUUAAUAUUCUGCAGGAAAGCCUCAUCAAACUUGUGGAAGCUUGUAAUGACCAGUCACACAACAUGGACCGCUGGCUCAGUAAACUGGAAGCUUCCAACUGGCUGACUCACAUCAAAGAGAUACUGACUGCAGCUUGUCUGGCUGCUCAGUGUAUCGAUAGGGAAGGGGCAUCAGUAUUAGUCCACGGGACUGAAGGAACUGAUUCGACACUCCAAGUCACUUCUCUGGCACAGAUUAUCUUGGAUCCACGGUGCAGGACCAUACGUGGCUUUGAAUCUCUUGUUGUGCGGGAGUGGCUGCAGGCUGGUCACCCUUUUCAGCAGCGCUGUGCCCAAUCAGCCUACUCAAACAGCAAACAGAAAUGGGAGGCCCCAGUGUUUCUCCUCUUUCUAGACUGUGUGUGGCAAAUCCUUCGUCAGUUCCCUUGCUCCUUUGAAUUCAACGAGCAGUUCCUCAUCAUGCUCUUUGAACAUGCUUACGCCUCACAGUUUGGGACUUUCCUGGGAAACAAUGAAAAUGAAAGGUCUAAACUGAAGCUGCUACAAAAGACUAUGUCCCUGUGGUCCUGGGUGAACAGGUCUGAAGAGCUGAGCAAAUUUCAGAAUCCUCUUUUUGAGGCCAACAGCCUUGUCAUCUGGCCCUCUGUUGCCCCACAGAGCCUGCAGCUCUGGGAAGGUGUCUUUCUUCGCUGGAACAGGCCUUCCAAGUUCCUAGACGAAGCCCACGAAGAAAUGAUCAGCAUUAUAAAAUACAACAAGGAACUUCAGGCAAAGGUUAAUGCACUGAGGAGGCAGCUAGCAGAGAUGGAGACAGAUGACAGGAUGCAGGAGAACCUGUGAGCUGGCAGGGCCUUGCCUCAGGUCUUUCCUUUCUGGUCUCCUUUAUGUUAAAGACUAAACAUGAAAAAUGCAUGUAUUGCAGAGCCCUCUGGGUACAGUUGACCCUCAGUCCUUCCACUGCUGAAACCUUCCCUUCACAAUAUGUACAUCUCUGCUUUCUUGGGGGAGGGAUUUCUGUUUUGUUUACAGAAGACAUCACUGGGCCCAGUGUCCUCUCUCGGCAGCCUUUCUGUCUCAGUGGUGUACGGUGUCAGCAGAAGCUGGAACUCUCACUUCCACCCAGCUGUGUGGAUCACCAGGAUGAGCCAAGAGACAGGAUGGUUCAAAUUUGUUUUGGACUUUUUCCAGUUUUGUUGAAUUCAGCAGGAUUAAAAUGCCAAGUUACAUACAGAUAGGUAAAGGCAUUUUGUCUGAAAGCACCUUUUCUCUCCAAGAGUAAGGAAGGCAGCUUAGUUGAGUUUCCAAGAAAAAACUAGAAGAUGGUAUAAUCUAAUUACAGGUUUUAUCAGUCUAUAUGAUACUCUCAGUAGCCUUCACACUUGAUUUUUUCAUGUCAAAUGGUAAUUUGAAUACCAAACCAGAGCAAGAAAUUUCAGUGCAAUACAGAACUGAGGUAGGGAUUCUGCUGCUAAUGUUGAAGCCAUGACCUUUCAGGUGGCAUUGUCCCACAGGGAUAAGUAUCUCCUAUGGCACAACAAACUUUUCUGUUUUGCCUGGAAAACAAAAAGGUUAAGUAGUUGGUGGAGGUGUUCACUUCCAAAGCAGUGGCUCAGAGCUGUGUCAUGUUGAGUCAUGCUGCCCUCUUGAAACUUAAGGCUCUUCUGUACACUUGAACAGGUUCACAGCAUUGCUAAGGUGCAAGAGCAGCACUCCAUCUACAGCUGAGCAAAACACUCCUGCUACACCUGGUGUGCUUUAUCCUCUCAUGCUCUUACUACAUGUUCUGUGAAAGCUAAAAAGCAGAAGUUGGGAGUUCAGGAGACCUAAUGUAUCAGGUAGCUGCUGCAGAGAAAGAGGCCAUCACACUACAAAAGUGCUAAUAGUUUAGAUGAUUUGUAGCUGCUAAAACUACUUAAAUACUUUAGGGAUAAGCUUUUUUUUCAAGUAACUCUAUAUUUCAUAGCUGAUCUCUGUUUCUGUGACUGCAGUCUGCUUUUGUAAAAUCAAGAGGUUUUGCUAGAGAUUUUUUUUUCCCUUUAAAAAGACAGAUAAGAGUGAGUCUGAAAUAUUUGCUCACCUGGGCAUUUGUUCAGCUUGAUUCCACUGUUAGGUGUACACGACUGAAGACUUGAAUUAACAGCAGCACAUCAGCAGCACACGUGGCUGGGAUUAUCUUCAAAGGCUCUUGCUGUUCCAUCUCUGCUGAAAGGAUCGGAGCUGUGGUCAGUCAGGGUUGAUCUCUUUAGAACCUUUUGAGCUUCUGUGACGCUCUCUGUUGUUUUGGAAGAAAGCUGCCUUUAUUUAAAUACUACUUCAUAAGGACAGAUACACCUGACAACAAAGGACCUUUAGUUGUCAUAGAAGUAUCUGGAGUGUAAUCUGCAAAAUUGUGUAACUACUAAAUGUAUUCUAAAGAAACUUCUAUAAUCAGUGAAACUAUAGAGAAUUAUGUGAUAGUGAUUAAGUGCUACCUUACUGCCUUUUGCUUCAGCCCUCAUUUCCCUCAUUGUCCUCUUCUGGACUAACCUAAACUUAGCCCUAAAGUUAUCUGGCUUUAAAAAAAUUAAGAAGAUCCCUUUUAAACCAUUAUUCACUUAAGGCAGAAGAAUAAUUCCCCCUUCCUUGUAAUACCAGUUUCUUUUUAGGUUUGGAGAGUGACAGUCUUAUUCACUAAAUCAAGUCAUGCUUGUCAGGAUGGCUGGUGAUCUCUGCUGCCUAACAGGGGAGGCAAAAGCUAGCCAUGCCUUCUUCCCACCUCCAAAGGCUUCUCGAGCUGCCUUCUGGGUAUGGUGCGAAUUAAAAUCAUCCUUUGAAAUGAUGAUCUGCACCUGCCUGGGUGUUGCAUCCCUAUCCAGUUCAGAAUUGCUACUGUUCCUGUACAUCUGAAAUACAUCAUUGCCAGCCAGAUGGGAAGGAUUCGGAAGGCACUAUUUUCCCCAUAACAGACUAUACAUAAAACACACUUAAAGGUUAUGCAAUUUCCUAACAUAGUAAUUAUACAUUGAGCUAAAUAAUAGAGAAGCAAAGAGGGUUUGGGUUUUUUUUUAUCUAAUUGCCUGGCUGCUCUAAUCUCUCAUGCAAACUGCUGACGCCUGAGGAAAUUGAGUAACCAGCUGUGAGAGCCAACAAAAGGCAGAAAAUUCUGAGCUGGCAAUCCUCAACUUGUGUACCAGGACUGAACCCACACCCAAGUGCUGUGUUCUUGCUUUUGCUGAGCAGCGCUGUGGGUUGAAGCCUUCACGUGAAACUACUGCCCUUCUGAGUAGCCACAGCAGUUUCUUCCCAGAUUCCUGUGCUACACAUCACCUUGUAGUCACUGCAAACAGCAGGAGGUGGAGGCUUAAGCUAACCUGCAAAUAAUCAUCUUCAUGAGACGUUACUUGGAGCGGUCCUGCAAGGUGUUGCACAUCAGGAAGCAGAGGCAAGAUGUAUGGACUCUUGCAGGUCCUCCUAGGAGAAGACAGUUCACAGACCUCUUGUGUCAGGAUGCCUGCACAUUCUCCUUUUAACCUUUUCAUUCCAGUCUGGUGGCUACUGGUGUAAUACUCAGAACACUCCAGGGUUUUUUUGCUUACCUGCAUGUCCACUGUAUUUACUCACAUAUUGCUGAUGAGCUUAUAUCCUCUUAGAGAGCUAUAUCUGCUGGCCUCUGCCUCUCUGACACCCUCUUUGCAGGUCUUCCUGAGCUGUAAGCACUGGGGCAAGGCCCAGCUCCAACUCUUCAGCCUGACACUGCCUUACACUCUUGCUGACACCCCUGCUUCUGCUCUUUUGCACAUAGAUAUUUGUGUAACAAGCUGAACACUGAGGGCCCCUUUCCCCAGUCUUUGGGGGUCAAUUGAUGCGGACACUCUGCCAUUUACCAAGCAAAGACAAAAGGGAAAAGGAACUAAAUUGCACAGGUUUCAUAAGGGAAUAUGUACCUUCAGUAUUUUGAUUGUAUUGAUCUAACUCUUGAAUGUGGCGCCCCGUUUUAAGUGCACUACUGUCCAUGUUACUUAUGACACAACCGAAGUUGCACUGUGCAGCCUUUUGGAGUCUUAAUGUGUUGCUUUGCUGAAGCCUUGGGAAGUGCUGUCAUAUACAGGUUCUUGUGGGAGGGGAAAACAUCUGUAGGAGCACUCCCCUUCUUUGUGACAGUGUGCCAUGGAAUAGCACUGUGUGAUGUGUGCUAUGUAGCUGUUAACUAGUACCAAAUUAAGUGAUUGAGUGCACUUCUGUCCAAACAUCUGGAAUUGCUGAUUGGACUUGGCUGCUGCAUCAGUCUUCUUUGUUGCUUUUUUUUUUUUCCUAAAUGAAAUAAAUAACAGGGCUGGGAGGUGUGUGCUAUUGUUAGAUGUAUGCUGUAUGUGUACAGAAUCCCAGCCCCUGGGGUGUUGAAUAUAUUGGCAAAAAAAAAAGGUAACAAAUCAGAAAAUCAAGAGUCAUUGCUUAAGUUGUUCAGGGGGGUGGGGGGGAACAGAUACAAAGCAGCUAUAAACUUUGCUGUAAAUAUGUUGGGAACACAGUAGAAAUGUCUGUUCAAAUUAAAACCUUGAAGACUCAAAAA